Molecule: messenger RNA, 762 nt
Organism: Rotaria sp. Silwood2
Lineage: Eukaryota; Metazoa; Rotifera; Eurotatoria; Philodinida; Philodinidae
Source: the annotation of a GenBank genome assembly
AUGUCCUCAGAACUUUCUUUACGCAACUACGUGUCGGCAUUCAAAAGACACAAAUUCGAUAAGAGUUUACGAAAUGAAAUAGCAAAAUAUACACUUACCAAUAAACGCGAUAAUUAUCAUGGAUUAUUAGCAAUUAUUGCUGACUGGACAAUUAUCAUCAUGGGUGCUACAAUAUCACAAUAUGUGCGCAACAAUAUCCAUUUGCCUUUCAUUUGGCCUAUUACAUAUGUUUUAGUCAUAUGUAUCAUUGGUGCACGACAGCGGGGUUUAGCACGCGGUUUACAUGAAGCAACGCACAAUUGUUUCGCCAGUAAUAAAUAUCUUAAUUUUUUUCUCGGUACAUUCUGUUCGGGUUAUGUAAUAUUUCAAAGUUUUCGCGGUUAUCAAAUAUCGCAUGUCAAAAAUCAUCAUCCAUAUCUUGGUACAGAUCGAGAUCCUGAUUAUCAAGGAUUAAAAGAAAAUGGGAUCUGCGGCAUUGAUAGAACGAGUGAAAAUGUUAAACGUUAUUUACGUAGUUUAUUUUUACCCAGUGCUUCGUUCAAGUAUUUACUAUAUUUAAUUAAGUAUCGAAUAUGGACAAAAGAUGAUGAUGACGGAGAAACAAUCGUGCGAGGUGUUUAUCUUACUAUGAUCGUAGCAGCUUUCAUCUAUAGUGGGAAUGCAUUAAUAUUGUUACUCUAUUGGAUUAUUCCUUACUUCACAGCUCAUAUGUGGAUUGGAUCAUUUAUUGAACUCAUGGAGCAUUACCCUCUGGUAAGAUGA